UAGACUUCGCCCACUCGCAACUGGGGGUUGGGCUUGGGGCAAGCAACAAAGCAAAACCCAUCUCUGGGUCUCAACUCUCAAGCUCUGCAAUUCUUGGAGAAGGAGAGAUAUUCCCAUCUUUCAACAAGCACUUCAAAUGAGCUGCUAGAUACAGAGACCAGAGCCCCAGCAGCUCCCAGCUGCUCGGAUUCCGCCGGAACACUCUGCUGGAAGAGUACAGUUAUCAGGAACUAGGGAUGAAAGUCCGUAACCCUAGAAAGAGAACUUCAAUUUGAUGUCUUCAGUUCUCAAACACAACAACUUAGAAUAAACCAACCAACAAUGUUGCUCCCUACUCUAACGACAGAUAGCGUUCUUAUUGAAAUAUAGACCUGAAAACCCUAUACCAGCACCAGGUGAAAUAAAUGGAGAGAUCUCGAUCAAAGAGGAACUAUUACUACGACCAAGAUUACGAACCUCAAACCCUAGCAAGAACCAAAGCACGAUACCACCACCACCACAAGGCAAUCAAUAAUAACAGUCACCACCGACGCGGUGGCUCCGGUGGAGGUGGUGGUGGUCGAUUAUCUAAACCUCAGGAUGCCUCGCUUAAUGUGACCACCACGUAUCGCAUCCUCUGCCACGAUAUUAAGGCCGGUGGUGUGAUUGGAAAAUCCGGGAGCAUCAUCAAGACAAUCCGGCAGGAGACCGGCGCGUGGAUCAAUGUUCACCCUUUAAUUCCUGGAGACGAAGAGCGGAUCAUUGAGAUCUCCGAUUCCAGGCGGCGGGACCCCGAUGGACGUAUCCCGUCUUUCUCACCGGCGCAGGAGGCCCUGCUCAUGAUUCAUGAAAGGAUACUCGACAGUGAUUCUGCAUUUGGGUUUGGAUGCGAUGGAAGUGCCGGUGACGACGACGAAGAUUAUGGGCCAAGAGGUGGCGGUGGCAGCGGUGGCGGUAGGGUAGCGACCAGGCUUGUUGUGGCGAGGAUGCAUGUGGGGUGUUUGUUGGGAAAGGGUGGGAAGAUCAUUGAGCAAAUGAGGGUAGAGACUAAGACUCAAAUUAGGAUCCUUCCAAGGGAUCACAAUCUGCCUCGGUGUGUAUCCAUGUCGGAGGAAAUCGUUCAGGUAGUAGGUGAUGUAAGUGCUGUAAAGAAAGCUAUAACAAUUAUUUCAUCACGCUUAAAGGAGAGCCAGCAUCGUGAUCGCAGCCACUUUCAUGGACGAUUACAUUCACCAGAGCGUUUUUUCCCUCCUGAUGAAGAUUUUGAUAUGCCACACCGGCCAUCUAUAGAAGGGGGUUCAUUAGGAACACGAUCUUCUGUUGGUGCUUCCAGUGUUAGAAACAAUUCCUAUGCCUCACGUCCAUCUGGCUACGCAUUUGAAGCUGGAGCCAGUCCUUUAGCAGACAAUAUGCAGCCGUUAGAGGAGGUUGUGUUUCGAAUACUUUGCCCAAAUGACAAGGUCAACAAUGUUAUGGGAGAACCAGAUGGUAUAAUAGAAAUGCUUCAGGAUGAUAUUGGUGUGGAUGUCAGGGUUAGUGAUCCUUUGCCUGGAUCAAAUGAGCAGAUUAUUGUUAUUACUUCUGAGGAGGGCCCCGAUGAUGAUUUGUUUCCAGCUCAAGAAGCUUUGCUGCAUAUCCAGAGUCGGAUUGUAGAUCUUGGUCCAGACAAAGACAAUAUCGUAACAACAAGGUUACUUGUCUCAUCUAGUGAAAUUGGAUGUUUAGAUGGACGAGAUGGAUCUUUAUCUGAAAUGAGGAGGUUAACUGGUGCAAACAUACAGAUAUUACCCAGAGAAGAACUUCCAACAUGUGUGCCAGGGUCUGACGAUGCUGUGCAGAUUAUAGGGGAGAUAAAGGCAGCCCGAGAUGCUCUUGUUGAGAUUACUUCAAGGCUUCGCAAUUACUUGUUUCGUGAGAGUACCUUUCCAAAGGAUUUGCAACCACCAUCCAUAUCUUCAGCAGCCCCUGUUGGUAGCAUGUUUGGACUCGAGGCUGCUUCCCCUAGUAAAAUUGCUGCACGUGAAAAUUACCAAGGAAGCGAACCCCCAAUUACAGGCUAUCAGAAUCUGCAGAACGCAACACUUGCAUGGCCAUCAAAGGACGCUGGAGGGUGCAGUAAUGUUCCCUUGGAGCGGAAAGAAAAUGAUGGUCAUGAUGAUCCUCCAAGUGUGUUGCACAGAAUUCCAGUGCCACUCGUCACUAGAAGUACACUUGAGGUUGUCAUACCAGAGCAUGCAAUUCCAAAGCUCAUAAUGAGAUCAGGAAACAAGCUUGCUCAGAUCAGUGAGUUGUCAGGAGCCAGUGUUAGCCUUGUUGAAGAUAGACCUGAGCUAACUGAAAAGAUAAUUCAGAUAUCAGGUACGCCAGAGCAGGCUGAGAGAGCACAGAGUCUACUUCAGGGGUUUAUUCUGAGCACACAAGAAGAUGAUCCUCCAAGUUAAUAACAUUAGCCGAGCCGGUGGUACUUGCUGUGAGUGUGGCUUCCAUAUGCAAAUUGCCAAGAGUGGUGGACAGUUUUCCUACUUGUGUAAAGAGGUAUUUAUGCCUUGUUUCCAAUUAUGUGCAGUUUAAAUUGUAAGAAAGUAAGUGGAGAAAAGGUUGAUGUAAACCUCGGUUUUAGACAAGCCUUUCAUUAUAAGCCAUUCCCUCAUUUUUCUUUUCCUACUUUUGCAUGACAGUUAAAUGGUAAUUUCACGAUUUACUUGUUA
Molecule: messenger RNA, 2687 nt
Organism: Nelumbo nucifera (sacred lotus)
Lineage: Eukaryota; Viridiplantae; Streptophyta; Magnoliopsida; Proteales; Nelumbonaceae
Gene: RCF3
Product: RNA-binding KH domain-containing protein
Molecular function (GO): RNA binding
Source: RefSeq, a predicted model, not a curated record